This is a messenger RNA of Daldinia decipiens, 1136 nucleotides long. RefSeq lists its product as uncharacterized. Gene Ontology annotation, biological process: protein import into nucleus. Gene Ontology annotation, cellular component: cytosol; nucleus. Lineage: Eukaryota; Fungi; Ascomycota; Sordariomycetes; Xylariales; Hypoxylaceae. The coding region runs from base 96 to 767 and encodes 223 amino acids. Gene Ontology annotation, molecular function: nuclear import signal receptor activity. The record is from RefSeq and is a predicted model, not a curated record. The transcript has a single exon.
GUUCAGCCGUAAACAAUCGUUGGAGAUCGAAACAAAACAAAAAAUAGAGGUCGGAUUACAUACAUACCUACCUACCUGCAGGCAAGGGAAACACAAUGGCGCAACAACAGCCAAACCAACCGCUCUUCGGCAUCGUCCCAGCCGGACAGCCGCUUAUUACCGUGCCGUCCUCCCAGCCCAGCGCCACGUCCUUCCUAUACGCGAUCCCGCACCCCGCGCCCUCCCCCGCGAACCCCGCCCCGAAACCCUUCGCCCACCUCGCCGUCUUCCUGCUCCCCGGCACCACCCUCCCCGGCACCACCCUCCCCGCCGGCACCGCCGCUGCCAUCUACGUCGCGCUGAACCCGACCGCCCUAGCUAGCGGGCAAGAGGAGCCCAAAUUCAAGUUCCUGGGGGGCGUGGGGCCCGGCAAGGAGAGCGCCGUGUUCAAGCUCUCUCCACCACCUUCUUUUUCUUCUUCUUCUCCGAACCCCGAGGGCGUCAUAAUCGGGAUCAGCGUAGAGGACGCAUCGUCUGUAGCCGAGCGCAUCCAGCAGCUGCACGCGGCUGACUCGGGCGGAAACACGAUACAGCAGCAGCAGCCGUCGACGCAGAUCUUAGCCCAGCGCAUAAUACAGAACGCAUUCAACUUCCUCGCCGGGUUCAGCGGCAAGGUGGGCGCCGAGGGCGUCGAGGUCGUGCCUCUAAAGGCCUUCCAAGAGUGGUGGCGCAAGUUCGAGAACAAGGUCCGGAACGACCCUACGUUUCUCGAGAGGGAGCAGGAUUGACUGCAGGAGUUGUUGCCGGGCCGGUUACCUAGUUACGAUCCAGAGGGAGCAAGUAUUCUCCUCGAAGUGCAGAUUUGGGUCCUACGUAUAUUGCAUUGGACGUUAGAAACAGGGGAGAUGGGGGGAAGAGGGAGGGAAGGGUAGCAGACUUCUACUUCUGCUGGCUGUUUUAAUAUUUGCCUCUUGUAAGGUGUAGGCCGGUCUAAGAGGUCCAAUAUAAAAGGCUGGAUAUAUUCUUCAAUAGAGAAGGACAACGCCACGGUCACCUCUGAGCUAUACUCAAGUGGUAUCGGAAUAGAUAAAAGCUAUUGCAUAUCUAAAAAGGGAUAUCUCAAGUCUCAUAAGCCUUUAAUUUACUGCACAUAAUCU